This is a messenger RNA of Limulus polyphemus (Atlantic horseshoe crab), 10296 nucleotides long. RefSeq lists its product as uncharacterized. The coding region runs from base 364 to 7725 and encodes 2453 amino acids. Gene Ontology annotation, cellular component: extracellular region. The transcript has 4 exons. Gene Ontology annotation, molecular function: chitin binding. The record is from RefSeq and is a predicted model, not a curated record. Lineage: Eukaryota; Metazoa; Arthropoda; Merostomata; Xiphosura; Limulidae.
GAGUUGGAAAGCUCCAAGGCAUCUCUCUUCCCUCCCUUGUAACGUCUGUAAUCGUCGGUAGAUCGGGCUUCAGACUAGAUUGUCGAAGAUACACGGUUUUGUUAUACACGAUUUGGUUUUAUAUAUGUAGAAUUCUGGAGAUCGUCAUACUUUAUACUGACCAGUAUCUUAGUCACGCACUGGAUAUAAUUGAGCAAAAAAAAAAUAGAUAUUGAUGAGUUUUGAAAACUUUUGUCAGAUAUCUCUGUGAAAACUGUAGCCGCUGGCCUAAAUUUACUUUGCAUAGAGUAUAUUUCUAUGCACGACUACCCGGGAAGGUAUCUAGAACGAAGAACUUUUAAUGACGUAGCAGUCGAGUAAACUAUGGUGAUGAUUACUUUCGCACUUUUCAAACUUUUAGCAGGAUUGUUCCAGUUGUCGUUUGCAAUCAGUCAGCUAACAGUAUACGUGGAAGAUAAAAAGAAUGAAGUGGUAUUUGGCGGAUCAGGGUAUAGUUGUACCAACCUUCAAGAUGGUGCCUAUGUUGAUUACCAAAGAGGCUGCAGAGCUUUCUUUAUUUGUGAAUCAGGGAAGAAGAACGAGUUUUGGUGUGCUAAUGGAACACUAUUUAAUCCUGCAUCUGGAUGUGACUCUUCCAGCUAUGUUCGUUGUGUGGUUCCAAAACAGGACGUUUCACACUUCUUAGUGGAGGAUUGUUCACAACAGGAGGAUGGUGUGUACACCAGCUACAGUGCAGACUGUAGGAGUUUUUAUUUUUGUCGAGAUGGUAGAAAGGUUGAGUUCAACUGUCCACCAGGAAGACGUUUUGAUUGGAAGAAAGGUUCUUGCAGAUUAUCAGAAAAAGUGUCUUGUAAGCGCCUCGACUGCCACGAAAAGAUUGAUGGAGUGUAUGCAGACUUUACAGAGGCUUGCCGAAGGUACUUCCUCUGUGAAAGAGGAGAAAUGAAAGAGUUUUCAUGCCCAGAAGGUAAAGCUUUCAAUGAAAACCUUCAUAUUUGUGUAGACGCUCAGGAGAUGGAAUGUGGUAGGGCUCGGGAGUUAAACUGUCAUGAACUUCCUGAAGGAUAUUAUCCGGUUUAUGAUAAAAACUGUCAGGCGUUUCAAGUGUGUGAGAAUGGGAUUUCCCGGAAAUACUUUUGUCCUUCUCCAAUGGUGUUCAGCCCAGAGACACUGUCUUGUGCUUACCCAGAACAAAGCAUUUGUGAACUUCCCUUUUCAUCAUUAUGCAAACAAAAGGCAAAUGGAAUAUACCCUAGGUUCGACCGUGGCUGCCGUGAAUUUAUGAUAUGUAAGGAUGGAUACCUGAUUCAGUUGGGAUUUUGUACACAUGACAAACUGUUUGACCCUGUUACUGAAAAAUGUCAGCUACCUUCACAGGUGGUUUGUAAUUCCUUCAAAGAUCUGGAGUGUGAUGGUCGCUUAGAUGGUGCAUAUCCUUUAAAAGGUAGUAGGUGUUCUGCAUUCUACGUUUGUAUCAACCAGAAAAAAGUAAUUCAAUCUACCUGUCCAACUUCUACUCUCUUUGAUAGUACAAGUGAGUUGUGUUUGCCAUCCAAAGUUGCAGAGUGUGCAGUUCCUAGCAUUGUACCUGCUACUCCUCGUUUUCAAUGGGAUAUAUCUCAUUAUGGGUGUGAUGGACGGUUAGGUUUAUAUUCAGAUUUUCUUUCAGGAUGUAGAAGGUUUUACAUUUGUGCAUAUGGACAACGUUACAUUUCCAAGUGUCCAGGACAACGAAUAUUUAGUCAGAUCACAGGUCAAUGUGAAGAUGCUGAAGUGGACUGUUAUGCACCUAAGUUACUGGGUACUUUCUUAUGUAACAAUGGUUCUGAUGGAAUUUAUGUGGAUGUAAAGAGUGAUUGUAAAAGGUGGCACGAAUGCUGGGGUGAGAAGGGAGCCACAUACAGUUGCCCUGCUGGUGAAACAUUUAAUUCCAUUUCUCGAGCCUGUGAUUCUUCUGGUAAGGCCACUUGUGGUCAUGCUGUAGCACAAAGUUAUCAAUCACAUGGUAACUUGCAUAGAGUUAUAAAUGCUAUUCCUGUAGCAGAAGCUGGGUUCGACUGUAAUGGCAAACGUAAUGGGAUUUUUGCACUCGGAGAAAGAGAUUGUAAGUUGUUUCAUAUUUGUUCGAAUGAUAGGACAUUUUCGUUCAUAUGCCCUUCUAACAUGGCAUAUAACCCAGUGCUGAAAUCUUGUGAUGACCCUGCAACUUUCAUCUGUAAAAAACCUGCUAACAGAAACAAGCACCAGACUGACUUCUCCUGUAUUUUCAGAGUGGAUGGUUAUUACCCUGACACAGACAUGAACUGCAAACGGUACUUUGUAUGUAAACAUGGAAAAAGAACAACCAUAUACUGCCCUGACGGUUACCUUUUCAACACUUUAACUGCAAACUGUGAGUAUGAUAUUGGCGAAAACAUUCAGUGUAAAUCAACCACAAUUACUGAAAAACUUGAAGAAAACAGUCAGAAUUAUGCCUAUUCACCCCUGGACAUACAAACAGGAGACAUGCCUGCAAAACAUACAUCAAUGUGCAAAGAAUGUUCUUAUGAAAUAACACACAAACCUUUUGAUCAACAUUCACAAAAACACCACAGUGAAACACAUCCACUGAAUGUUGCUGCUAAAUUAACAAAAGAUAAUAGCAGUGAAGGUAUAUUUAACAAGUGGUACCAGUCAUCUGGAGAAAAUAAAGAAAGCACAGUGGUUGUUAACAGCCACAAGUCGAGAGCAAAUGAAGGAGGUCCCAUGAACAUUAAGAAGUGGGAUUUCAGUCAAGGUGAGGAAAAACUAGCCACAACUGAAAGCCUACAGUUAACUAAUAGAAAUCAAGGGCUCCCAAUACCUACUGAAGUACAAAUAUUAAGUCACAGAAAUCAGGAUUUUAUACCAGAUAAAGAAAUAAAGUCAAACACCAGAAGUCAGGAUUCCAUGAGAGAUGCAGAAAUAGAAUUAACCACUAAGAAUCAGGAGGUAAUAUUAAGUAUAGAAAGAAAUUUAAAAGUCAAAAACCAGCAUUUUGCAGAAGAUACAGAUAAAAAGUUAAACACCUGGAUUCAGGGGGCAACAGAAGAUGUAAAGAAAAAUGUAAACAUUAGGAAUCAAAAUAUUAAAAUAACUAUAGAAAGGUAUUUGAACACCAGUAACCAUCAGAUUAUAACAGAUGCAGAAAAAAACUUAAACAAGAACCAGGGGACCACAAAGGGUGGAGAAAUAUAUUUAAACACCACUAAUCAAACAACUAAUGAAAAUGCAGAAAGCAGAUUUAAGAACACCAAUCAAGAGCUUGCAACAGAUACAGAAAAAAGGCAGAUGUUCAUAACAGAUAAAGAAAGAAAUUCAAAUAUUAAGAAUCAAGGACCCAAAGAAGUCUCAGAAAGUAUAUCAUACAAUAGGAACCAAGACUCCACAGCAGAAAGACCUUUGUACUCGAGCAGUAAAAUGUUUCUUGAAGAUGAGGACAGGUCAUUGUAUACUAGAAGCCAAAAGUCUACCACAGCCAGCUCAAAUGAAGAUAGACUAUCUUAUAAUGAGGAACCAGGUGAAAAUAGACCUUUAAACAAAGGAAAUCAAACAUACAGCAGAGAAAAUCUAGAUGAGGAAAAAGCUUUGUACAUUAGAGAUGAAAGAUUCAGCACAAAUAAAGAAUAUCCUUUGCAUACUAGAACUCAAAGGUUCAGAGAACCAAAGGAAAAAAUUUCACUUGAACAAAUGUCCACAUUAAACAAUGAUAACAGAGCCAAAAUACGGGGAUCAAGAUUGCCCAAACAUUUUCACAGUACAGAAGAUAUCAACAGAGGAAAUAACUUCAAUCAAGAUAGCCUUACAAAGACACCUUUAAUUCAUUUUAAAAAUAAUGUAGCACGAAUGACUAGAAAUAACCGCUUGAUGCUUAGACGUCGUAACCAGGAAAGUGGUAAUACUAGACGUCAAGUGGCAAGAAAGAGAAAGUUAAAUCAAGAAAUAAGAAGCUCAUUUACAAAUGAAGACAAAAGAACAAGAAGUAGGGAUAAAAAAAACUAUGGCAUUAGUGGAGUGGUUUCAGACAAUCAAGAUUAUUCUGAACCAACGCUAUCUUUUGGGGAUAGAAUCCCAGAUAACUUCAGAAAUUAUAAUGUUCAAGUUCACAAAGAACAACAACUCUUACCUAAGGUUUUAAAUGAAACUCAUUUUGACACCACUGAAGAAAUCCAUCUUUCUGGCAUUUCUGCUACGAGGCACUACCAGACUUUAGAACAGAAUAAUCGGAAAAUAUUUAUACCUGAAGUUACAAAAAGAAGAGAGUAUUUACAUUCUACAAUCCAGAGGAAAUUUCCAACUGAGGUUUCCAGGUUGGAUCAUCCAUAUAACUUGGAUGAGAAAGAACAGGAAAGCUUAUCACCCACAAUCUCCAGACCACAUCAUUCAGAUAUUUUACUUGAGCAAAGGCAAAGUUAUUUUUCUGAACUUCCAAGCAAUGAACAAACAAAAACCCAUAAUCAAAGAAAUUCAGAUGGCAUUUCGCAAGGUGUUUCAAGAAUGGAUAAUUUAGAUAUUAUAGAACAAAACAAGCAGAAAGAUUCUCUAAGUGACUCUUUCAAAAUGAUGGAUCACAUCAGUAUACAUAAUACUCAUUCACAUAAUCAGGAUAAUAACAGUAAUGGAUACUUUCUAGGUAAAAUCCAAGGCCGUGAGCAUUUAUAUAUAAAUAUACAUAAUAAUGAAAGUACUCCACCUACAAUCCCAGAGGGGCAUAGUGUUUCAACUAAAAUACCAAGCAGCAGCUAUCAACAAACUAUGGCAGACAGCAGUCUAGAAAGUUCUGGGUCUAAACCCUUGAGAACAGAGGAUCCAAUAUCUCAAGAUCAAGAGAGUCCAACACAAUUUAUUUCCAAAGUCCUAAAUAGGAAGCACUUCAAUGAGAAUAGUGAAGUAGAUAAAGCAGUUCAAAGCAGUCAACAAGGUUCACCACUCAAUACUCCUGGCAGCAUAGAUAUUCAAGAUAAGAUUGAUGUGGAUUAUUUACUAUCUGAUUUGUCCAAUAGGAAACAGAAAGAAACAAUAGAUCAGGGAACUUGGAAUAAGUUCCAAACAAGUGUUCCAGGUGGGUAUCAGACAGAAAUCCAGGAGCAGCGUGAACAAGCAGGCUUUUCACAGAAGUUCCUUAGUAUAGAACAUCAAGAAAUCAUUAACCAAAAUAAUGAAACAAGUCUUUUACCUGGUUUUCAAAAUAGAACACAGCCUGAUAUUCCAGCCAACAUUAGUGAGAAAAACCUUGUAAUUGAAGUCCCAGAAGUGGAUAAUAAAGCUGUGCAUAUCUUGGAUAAUCAAGAAAUUAUCCUGUCUGAUGUAAUAGGCAGACAGCAUCAACCAUAUGCUAUUCAGGAUGAUAAGAAACACUUUCAAUAUGAUGUUUCUAGAAAACAAUGUCCAAUUCACAGUAGUCAUGGAGAACUUUCUUUAAAUGGUUCUAGCAGAAAACAGCAGGAAUCCAGGUCAUGGGACAGUAAACAAAUUUUUCUUUCAGAAAUUCCUCACACAGGUCAACUAGACAUUAUCUAUCAAGAUGACUUGAAAGGUGUUUUAUCAGAAGAUUCACAAAGCAAGUACAGUGAUCAUAUUGAUGGAGAAAAUCAGAAUGGUUUCCACCAUGACUUUCUCAAAACCUCUGAGAGCAUUUCAUCAGAAAGCCCAAUCAACAAGCAUGCAAAUAAAUUUCACCAAAGUCACGAAAGUUCAGAACAAUCAGACCUUAAGCUGAAUAAAGAGAAUUUUAAGUUAUUUGAUAAAGAAGAGUUAAGUGAAAAAAAUAAUUAUUCACAUGAAAAUAUAAAGCACACUCAAAGUUAUGAUACUGAAACAGAAAACAUCAGGAAUGAUGAAAUGAUGUUCAUCAAUCCCUCUGAUUCUUAUAGUAGCAUUUCAGUUCAUUCAGAUGAUGAUGACAGUUACAGAAAUACCAGUGAAAACUUGCAAAGGCAGUAUGAGUCAUAUAUAAAUACCAGAGUAGUAAAUAAAAGUACAGAAAAAGAUAAAAGUUCAAUUUCUGCAGCAACAAUAGAUGACUUAACUGACAAGCAUAGAAUCAUACUACUGAUUAUUGAAGUAUCAAAAAUGCUAGACAGAGUACCAAUUAGCCAUCAAAAAAAGCUAAAGGAUCAAUAUAAUGCACUGUUAGAAAUGGUCAGAAGAGCAAGUCAUAUAAAAACAUCUCAUCAAGACAAACAAGUUGAGGAAUACUCCAAAAAUAAUUAUAUAACCCAAACAAAUAUUACCUCCAACAUAACCCAUGGCUUUGGUGAUACUCAGAUGUCACUUCAAGAUACUUUUAAAGAUAAAUCAAAGCUUGUUGCUGAUAUAAAUUCUAAUAGACAACACACAUUAAAUGUGUACAACACUACUUCUAACCCUAUACUUCAAACAAAAAUAUCUGGUAUCACUUCUGUUAGUCAUUUAUAUCGAAAAACAUUUGAUGAAUCAUCUCCAGUAUCAAUUUUUAAUACCAGUGUGUUUCAUACUAUAGAUCAAUCAACACCACCUAGUAUUACUGAGUCUAUUCUAGUGGAUCAAUUGACAACAUUUAACAGCUCUCUACAUAACCUCCUCAAUAAGCCUAAAAACGUUACCAAAAGUACUUCUUUUGUGCUAGAUGAAACAACACUUGGCACAGUUGCAACAAACCAACUAGAUCAUAAGACUUCUAGCUCCUUUGCCUCUGAACUAGAGAAUCAAAGAAUGCCUCAUACUACUGCCUUCUAUAAUAUCUUAGAUCACACACUAACAAACACCCUUGUCCCUAAUCUGCUGGAUGAAACAACAGAUAAUAUUAUUAGUUUAAAUCCCAUUUCUCAAGCAGAAACAAUAACCAUUGGUUCCAAAAUAGGAGAUAAACAGACUACUACUCAAGAUAAAAGUGAGUUGAAUAUUUUUGAUCCAAGCAAAACACCAAUGAACUUAACUAAAGCAUUUGGUGAACGUAAGAAUGCCAACAUGACAGAUGGAUUCCAGGCGUACAGAAUAUCUACUGAACCUCAAACAUUCAAUGAACCAAAUGAGACCCCUUUACUUCCUAGGAAACAAAGUAACAAUAAGAUUUUAACAACAAACAACAAUGUAGCUCAACCACAAAUUACAGAUUCAUGGAUGCCUCCAAGUUUCCAGUGUCCAUCCAAUCAAGUUGGAAUCUUCCCAGAUAUAACAACUGGGUGUAAACAGUUUCAUAUCUGUGCACAAGAUACUCAACAGACUUUUACUUGUCCUACUACCAUGUUGUUCAAUAUGGACACAGGGCAGUGCGACAUGUCAGAAAAUGUAAUAUGUCAGGAUCCUAAGAUGACUAAUCACAAAACUCAAUGUACAGGAAGACAAAAUGGAUAUUAUCCAGAUGUAUCAAAAGACUGUAAACAAUAUUUUUACUGUCAGAAUGGACAAAUACAUACAUUUAAUUGUCCUCAAGAUCAGUUGUUUGAUUACCAUAACAAAGCUUGUGUAACUACUACUAAUAUUAUUUGUACUGAAGACCCAGUAGAGCAUCAUGUGCAUGGAGUUCCUUCUCAGUUCUUGUUUGACUGUCAUGAUAAGCCUGAUGGUGUUUAUCCAGAUUAUGCUCGAUCAUGUCAUGUCUUUUACUACUGUGUGGAUGGACAUAAGUAUUCAGAUUAUUGUCGUACUGGACUAUUAUUCAAUCCAGAGACAGAAGCUUGUGAUAUAGCGGAGAAAGUUAUUUGUAAUCCUCCAAUAAACCAUUGAGGGUACAUUAGAUAGUUUGCUGUCACAAUCUUACAUUGUGUUGAGAAUAUAAAAACUUUAAAAAAUUCAUUAAGAUUUUAAAGCAGAAGAGUGAAAAUCCACUAGAAGGAUAGGUUCAGUAAAACCUAAUGACAAAAAGAAAUAGGCUUGGGUGAGUCAGAAGAGAAUAUAUAUACAUACACACCAAUUGGAAUAAUUAUGGAAAUACACCACAAGCACUAAACAUACAGGAGUAACAAUGAGUAAUGACAACUAAUGUUGAAUUUAUUAAUAUUACAAAACAUAUUACAUAAAAUAGAAAAGAAACAUGAAUGAAUUGUACAAUGUACUAGGGUUCUGUAUGUGAAACAUUUCCUUCACACAGAGCAUUGCACCUUGUUUUUAUGCUGCCAUACAGUUUAUCAAUAUCGUUCCAAAUGUCUUAUAAUUCUCCCCAUAAUUCAGCCAUGUUGUUUAACCCCCUUUUGAUCUUUUCAGUUUUUACAUAAACCCAUACAACCUCAAGAAUAUUCAUAUUGGAACUCUGUGCAGACAAAGCCAUGAUAUUCCAUCAGCUUCUUUACUGUGAUGGUAUCAUUUCACCAACAUUUCCUGUAUGCUUGAGAUCACUGUCUUACUGGAAGAUAAAUUCUGCCCAGGGAGUUGAGUUUCCUGAUGGAAUGGCAUGAUGGAUCAAAAUCUGCUUGUAUUCGUCAGCAGUCAGGGUGCCAUCUAUCUUACGUCAAUCAUUGACACCAGUGCCAGAAAUGCAAUCUCAAAUUUGUCUGAUUCCACCCCCAUGCUUCAAUGUAGAUGUUGUACACUAAUAUGGUACCACUCUCUUUUCUACCAUUGAAUAAAGUAUCAUUGAUUGUUGCCAGACAAUUUGAACUGGAUUUACCUGAAAAGAGCAGAUGUAUCCAGCUUUUCUCAUUCCAUUCUUUGGUUACCCCUUCUCAGCAGCAGUUUUCAAGGUCUACUGAAACGACUUUAAGAUAAUAUGUAUCUUAUGGUUCUUGAAGUAACAUUCACACCCAUAUUUACAGCAAGAUCUUGAGAAGAUCUGUAAUCAACUGUUGUCUAUCUCAUAAGGAAUGUAUUCUGAGGAACUUAACAUCACUUUUGGUGGAUUUCAGCUUCAUACCUCGAUCACUUCUAUAAUUAACAGUGACCAAUCUUACAUAUCCUCUUCACAGUCAUACAUACAGCUCCUACUGAAAAAUGGAGUCUUGCCACAAUUUGUUGCAUGAGGUACUUCUGACCAGCCAAACUCUUGAUUUCUAUAUGGAUAUCAUGUGGUAUUUCAGUCUUAGCAGCAUGAAUGAAAAUACAUUACUGCUUAUGGACAUAGUAUGACUACAGAGGCUUUUAUGGUGUGGCAUUUUCAUAUUGGUUGGAUGACUUCAAAUCACAAUGUAAACUAUCAACAUGUACUGUACUCUGGUGCAGUUCAUUUUCACACGAUAAAGAGGAGUCCUUCCUGUAGUAUUUUAUACACAUUUCUUCACUAUUUCCAUAAUUAUUUCCAAUACUGUAUUUUUUAGGCUAGAAUGUUUAACCAAUAUGGGUGGACAAGUGCUGAAGAAUAGGAAACAACUAACCUGAUACAACAAGAUACUUUUUAGAGUGUGAGCAUUAUGUAAAACAGUUAAAAAAACAAUAAAUGUUAAAAGAAAUGGAAUCUACUGAAACAUUAAGAGUGUAUCCUGAAAUCUUUUUUUGUGAAAAUACAUUAAAUUUACACUAACAUACCAUGGAGCAGUUGAAUUUAAGUUGAUAACAACUAUAAAUUUGGCAGUAAAGCAAAUGUUUAUAAAGUAAUGGGUAAAUAGACAUAGUGGAUUCUCUUAUUGUUGUUUUAAAGCUUUUCCUACUCUAGUAAAGCAUUUUUAUCACACUAAAAAAAAAAAAAGAGCUGUUUAUGUACAAUAAUAAAUCUAUCCUCUUAUGUGCCAUUGUAUUGUGAUAACUUCUCGUGCUUGUGAUAGAGUAAUUGGUAUUUGACGGGGACUGUAACCAUACUCGCAUUUGAUGCUGAGUAAUAAGGUAUACUUUUAUCUUAAAACUAAUAAUGUAUUACAAUAUUUAAAUUUCUUUAAUUUAAUCAUUAAAAUGUAUGAUGAUACAGCAAAUACAUAUAGAACCCCUGUAUAAACAAGAUAAUUUUUUGUUAUUCAAUGUUUUGCUUUACUUUAGUUUUAUGUCAUACAAAAAAAAACUCUAAAAAUCUAAUACAAAAAAGACUGAAGAGAAGAGGUCAUAUAUACACAUGUAUUUACUGUAGAAGUUAUAUUUAGAAAAAAAUUCAGUUAGCAUUAGAAAAGACUAAGAAUGCAUAUACACAUUUACAUUAACAAACUCGUACAGUGACAUACAUAUACUUAAAAAAUGUUGCUACUACCUUGUUCCCCAGCUAAUGUAAAACUGGUUUGCUACCUCUGUUGUAAGUUUUGUUAAGUCAUAUGUCUUAUCAGGUUUUGACAAUUUCUUCCUUGCAUUUCAGGGCCAAAGUAAAAAUUAUUGAAAUGUGUGUGCAAUGACUGAGAAUGAAGUUAAAUGCUUGCAGUGUGAAUAAAUCAAUGUUUGUAACAA